AUGCCACUGGCAUUAUACGUGAACAAACAUGGAAUAGUAUAUGUGACUGACUCCGCGAAUCACCGUAUUGUGGCUUGGGCACCUGGAAGUACGUCUGGUGUACUCGUUGCGGGGGGGAAUGGGCAAGGGAAUGCAUUGAACCAACUAAAUCGUCCAUCGGAUGCGAUUCUUGAUCCAGCUACUGACCAUCUGCUUGUAUGUGAUCGUGACAAUACAAGAGUGGUACGUUGGCCACCUGACAAUGGCAUUCGUGGAGAACUCAUUCUCUCCAAUAUCCAAUGUUUCGCUUUGACAAUGGAUGAUCGUGGAUUUCUCUAUGUUAGUGUCACAGACAAGCAUGAAGUUCGACGCUUCAAAGCAGGUGAAUUCCAAGGAACAGUUGUUUCUGGUGGGAAUGGCAAAGGUGAUCGUCUCGAUCAACUGAACUUUCCAACAUAUCUAUUCGUCGAUCGUCAUCAUUCUUUGUACGUAUCGGACUCCGAGAAUCAUCGUAUAGUAAAGUGGGUAGAAGGCGCGAAAGAAGGGAAAGUGGUAGCUGGCGGUAAUGGUCCAGGUAACCACGUCAAACAGCUGUUCGGUGCGUUUGGACUACUCGUGGAUCCGAUGGGUACUGUUUAUGUAGCAGAUUCUGGGAAUAAUCGUAUCAUGCGUUGGCCACGAGGAUGCACUGAAGGCAGCGUGGUCAUCGGUGAAAGUGGACAAGGAGCCGGUUCUUAUCAGCUCAGUAAUCCCAUUGGUUUAUCUUUCGGCGAAGAAGGUCACCUGUACGUUGCUGACACGGGAAACCAUCGUGUACAAAAAUACAUUUAUUCAACGACAACUCUACGCGGUACCGAAAUCCCACUUUUACCAACAGCUCAGUGGUCCACAACUGCUACUACAGUUGCAGGUGGAAUCGGCGCCGGUGAUCGCUUGGAUCAACUGAACAGUCCCCUUGGCUUAUGCAUAAAUGAAAAUGGAAUAGUAUACGUGGCUGAUUUCCAGAAUCACCGUGCUGUGGCUUGGAAACCUGGCAGCAGAUCUGGUGAAGUAGUUGCGGGUGGAAAUGGAGAGGGAAAUGCAUUGAAUCAACUUAAUCAUCCAUCAGAUGUGAUCCUUGAUCGAGCAACUGACCAUUUACUUGUAUGUGAUCUUCAGAAUAAACGAGUGGUACGUUGGCCACGUGACAAUGGUAUUCGUGGAAGAGUCGUUCUUUCUGAUAUCGAUUGUUAUGGUUUGACAAUGGAUGAUCGUGGAUUUCUCUAUGUUAGUGUCACAGACAAGCAUGAAAUUCGACGCUUCAAAGUAGGGCAAUCGGUAGGAACGGUUGUUGCUGGUGGGAAUGGUAAAGGUGAUCGUCUCGACCAACUGAACUUUCCAACAUAUCUAUUUGUCGAUCAUCAUCAUUCUUUGUACGUGUCGGACUCCAAGAAUCAUCGUAUAGUAAAGUGGGUAGAAAGCGCCAAAGAAGGGAAAGUGGUAGCUGGUGGUUAUGGCCGAGGCAAUCACGUCAAACAACUGUUCGAUCCGACGGGAGUACUUGUGGAUACGAUGGGUACUGUUUAUGUAGCAGAUUCUGGUAAUCAUCGUAUCAUGCGUUGGCCACAAGGACGUGCUGAAGGCAGCGUGGUCGUCGGUGAAAGUGCACAAGGAGUCGGAUCUAAUCAGCACCAACAACCUGUUGGUUUAUCUUUCGGUCGAGAAGGUCAUCUCUACGUUGCUGAUACGGGAAACCAUCGUGUUCAAAAAUACAUUUACUCAAUGAUACCUCUACGCGGUACCGACAUGCCACUUUUACCAUCAGCUCAGUGGUCCAGAAAUGCUACUACGGUUGCUGGUGGAAACGGCGAAGGUGAUCAGUUGCAUCAAUUAAACUUGCCUGCUCACUUAUAUGUCGAUGAAAACGAAAUAUUAUAUGUGGCUGACUUCCUGAAUCACCGUGUUGUAGCUUGGGCACCUGGAGCUACUUCUAGUAAACUAGUUGCAGGAGGAAAUGGACGAGGGGAUGCAUUAAAUCAAUUAGAUACUCCCAUGGAUGUGAUCCUUGAUCGAGCAACUGACCAUUUACUUAUAUGUGAUCGUCAGAAUAUAAGAGUGGUAGGUUGGCCACGUGACAGUGGCAUUCGUGGAGAACUCAUUCUGUCGAAUAUCAGAUGCUCUAGCUUGACAAUGGAUGAUCGCAGAUUUCUCUAUGUUAGUCUCAUCGACAGCAAUGAAGUUCGACGUUUCAAAGUAGGGGAAUCGGAAGGAACGGUUGUUGCUGGUGGGAAUGGCAGAGGUGAACGUCUCGAUCAACUGGACUUUCCAACAUGUCUGUUCGUCGAUCGUGAUCAUUCUUUGUACGUGUCGGACUUCAACAAUCAUCGGGUGGUAAAGUGGGUAGAAGGCGACAAAGAAGGCAAAGUGGUAGCUGGUGGUAAUGGCCAAGGCAAUCACGUCAAAAAACUCUUCGGUCCGAUUGGACUACUCGUGGAUUGGAUCGGUACUGUUUAUGUAGCAGAUUCUGGUAAUAAUCGUAUCAUGCGUUGGCCGCAAGGAUGCACUGAAGGCACCGUGGUCGUAGGCGAAAGUGCACCAGGACACGGUUCUAGUGAACUGAAGAACCCUUAUGGUUUAUCUUUCGGUGAAGGAGGUCACCUGUACGUAGGUGAUAUGGAAAACCAUCGUGUACAAAAAUACAUUUAUUCAGUGACACCUGUACGGGGUACCGACACUCCACUUUUAUCAACAGCUCAGUGGUCCACAAAUGCUACUACGGUUGCUGGUGGAAACGGCAUCGGUGGUCGUUUGGAUCAACUGAAUCGACCCUCUGGCUUAUACCUGAAUGAAUAUGGAAUAUUAUAUGUGGCUGAGUCCGCCAAUCACCGUGUUGUGGCUUGGACAUCUGGAAGUACGUCUGGUGAAGUAGUUGCGGGUGGAAAUGGAGAGGGAAAUGCAUUGAAUCAAUUAAAUCGUCCAUCGGAUGUGAUCCUUGAUCGAGCAACUGACCAUUUACUUGUAUGUGAUCGUCAGAAUAAUAGAGUCGUACGUUGGCCACAUCAUAAUGGCACUCGUGGAGAAGUCGUUCUCUUUGAUAUCGCAUGUUUCGGUUUGACAAUGGAUGAUCGUGGAUUUCUCUAUGUUGGUGUCGGAGAGAAGAAUGAAGUUCGACGCUUAAAAUUAGGGCAAUCGGAAGGAACGGUUGUUGCUGGUGGGAAUGCCAGAGGUGAUCGUUUCGAUCAAUUGAACUUUCCAACAUAUCUAUUCGUCGAUCGUGAUCAUUCUUUGUACGUGUCGGACUCCCAGAAUGAUCGUAUAGUAAAGUGGGUAGAAGGCGCAAAAGCAGGAAAAGUGGUAGCUGGUGGUAAUGGUCCAGGCAAUGACGUCAAGCAACUGUCCAAUCCAAUGGGAGUACUCGUGGAUACAGUGGGUACUGUUUAUGUAGCAGAUUCUGGCAAUAAUCGUAUCAUGCGUUGGCCGCAAGAACGUACUGAAGGCAGUGUGCUCGUCGGCCAAAGUGGAGAAGGACACGGUUCUACUCAGUUAAAUAAACCUGCUGGUUUAUCUUUCGACGGAGAAGGUCACCUGUACACUGUUGAUUGGGAAAACGGUCGUGUACUAAAAUACAUUUAUUCACGUAGGUUGUUUUUUUCUCCUUUAACAUUUUCCACUACUAUUGGUUCUUUGCUAUCUGUCUGUAGUAACAACUUGUCAUAUCGCUAA
Molecule: messenger RNA, 3681 nt
Organism: Rotaria sp. Silwood1
Lineage: Eukaryota; Metazoa; Rotifera; Eurotatoria; Philodinida; Philodinidae
Source: the annotation of a GenBank genome assembly